AUGACUUCUCAGGGGUUUUCAUUUCCACCCCCUCCGCCACCACCACCGGCAGCCCAGCCUGCUUAUCCGCAGGGACAGCAUGGGCAUGGACAACAACAGCAUGUGCAGAACUGGGGACGAGGAGGUCAUCGAGGCCGCGGAAGAGGACAAGGACAUGGGAACCGAGGCCGUGGAGGGCAUUACCAGGAAGGAGGACGACCGUCAUAUCCUAAUACGGGCUACAGCUAUCCAUCCAACUACGCCUAUCCAGCACCAUCCGUUCCUACAUCAGCAUACAUGCCUCCCCCGCCAUAUCCUGGGCAAUCGCAAGGUUUUCAAAAUCAUCAAAACCAGCCCGCAUACCCCCCACAAUUUCCGCAGACACCAGGUUCCUACCAGCAACUACCUUACAACACGCCGAACAUGCCUCAGCCCUAUCCUCCGACUCCAACGUAUAUGACUGGUCUUCCAACGCCUCCCCACGGCACUUCAGCUAACCCAGCAAUAAUGGGCUGGGGUGCUGAAGUACCGGGCCACGCAGCAUAUAUGCCAGCUCAGCCCCACGCACGAGGCCCGCGCCCUCCCCAUGCACACAACGGGCAUAAUGGACACAACGGACACAGCGGACCCAAGCUGAAACAAAACCAUAAGCGUGAUCACUCCUCCGCAUUCAGCAAACACACCGCACCUCGAACCCCCGCAGCGCCCGCCGUCCCAAGUUUCGGAAACCCUCUUCCAUCCAAGCCACCACCAGCAGCAGAUGCGAAUGGCAAUAAUCGCAAACAGAAGAAGAGAAAGCGGAAGCACAAUCAGCUAGGCUUGACCCCCAAGACUGAGGACCAUGAAUCCAGCGAGGACGACGAGGAAGCGGACGAGGAAUCCAAGCUAGCAACAGGGGAAUCAGACGCCGCACCCCUUCAAUUUUCCUAUAGAGGUCAGACAGCUACGCUACAAACGCCAUCGGAGAUUGCCGCUUGGAUCGCAGAAAGAAAGAAGAAGUUCCCGACCAAGGCUCGGGUUGAAGAAAAGCAGAAGGUUGCGGACGAGGCAAAGGCUACUCGUGAAGCUGCCCGUCAGCUAAAGUGCAAUGAGCAGCAGGCGAAGCGAAACGCCGAUCGCAAGCCCAGUGACAGUAAUACAGAAUCGCCUAAUAGGGCGGACAAUCAGCGUAGGGCUGACAAGAUCCAGCGCAACCUGGAUCGGGAGCAGAAGCGGAUCGCCAAAGCAAUUGCCGAGGCCGAGGCAGCUCGUCUUCGGUUCGAAGCGCUGCAGAAGGAGGCACUGAGUUUGAGUUCAGCGGCUCAGGAGGGUUCGGACAUCAAAACGGAGCCGCAUGAUUUGCCUCCAAUCUCGAAUGAGCCUCCAAAUGAGCCUCGUAUCUCAGAGUCUCCAUUGGAGGCCCACCCAACAGUGGAUGCGGAUGUUUCAGAUCCAAUCAUUGAAAUCGAAAAUCCUUUAGAUGGCGAUGGCGAUGGCGCCGAUGACAUGGACAUUUCCGGCAGCGACUGGACCUCAUCGAGUGGUUCAGAAGCUGAUUCAAAUUCCGAAUCCGACAGCGACUCGGCGCCAGAGCAGGUUAGCUCACGUCGCACUGGCCCCGAGAAAGUGGCGCCGCCGCCCCGUGAAGGGAAGAAGACCACCUGCCGGUACUUUGCGCGAACCGGGCAGUGUAACCGCGGCGACCAAUGCAAAUUCCUUCACGAGACAACUGAACGAGGGCCGAAACCCAAGGCUGAAAAGAAGGACAAAGGACGCAAGGGACUAUACCAAGCCCUCCUGGACCGACAAAAACAAGACGAAGACCACCGAGCUAUGGAAGUGAUCUCCUGGCUUGGACAGAACAAUAUGCUUGCGCCUCCCGAUACCCAACCGCACUGA
Messenger RNA from Penicillium antarcticum, 1857 nucleotides. RefSeq names its product CCCH zinc finger protein. Gene Ontology annotation, biological process: box C/D snoRNP assembly. Bases 1 to 1857 code for a protein of 618 amino acids. Lineage: Eukaryota; Fungi; Ascomycota; Eurotiomycetes; Eurotiales; Aspergillaceae. The record is from RefSeq and is a predicted model, not a curated record. Gene Ontology annotation, cellular component: nucleus. The transcript is spliced from 2 exons. Gene Ontology annotation, molecular function: metal ion binding; RNA binding.